Molecule: messenger RNA, 630 nt
Organism: Soboliphyme baturini
Lineage: Eukaryota; Metazoa; Nematoda; Enoplea; Dioctophymatida; Soboliphymatidae
Source: the annotation of a GenBank genome assembly
AUGAGCCGCUUCGAGAUUGACUCUUACGAACGUCAAAAGCUGUGGGUUGAGCACUUCACAGAGAUGCUCAGUAGGCCUGAUCCUCCGUUCGAUGCCAAAGACGUUGUGAAUGAACGAGCGGCUUUGUUCAGGAAAAAGAUUGACGAAGCCGCCUACGCUUGUGCCAAGGGCGACUUUGAGCACGUGUUAAAUCUUUACGAUGAGGUGGUCGAACUGGACCCCACCAACCAUGUGCUGUAUUCGAAUCGCAGUGCUAUACAGUGUAAACUGGGCCGGUAUCGCGAGGCAUUCGCCGAUGCUGUGAAAAGCAUCGAGUGUAAACCGAGUUGGGCCAAGGCGCAUUAUCGAAAGGGACACGCUUUAAUAUGCAUGGGUGAGUACGUGCCGGCGUUGGUGGCGUUUGCAACGGGCUUGGCGCUAGAUCCGACGAAUAAGCAGUUAGCAUGGUCUCUGACUGACGCCGCUUCCAAGUGUCCUAUCAGAGAGCAGUUUUUCGCGACCUUCAAUGAUAUGAAGUGUUCGGGAUUGAAUCGAAGCGCGUUCUUGUUGAUCAGCGUCGCCGGACAAUCGCUAUACACUGCCGGCUACGUCACUGAAGCGGUGGGGGUGCUGGAAUUGGCAAUGAAAGUC